UCACAUCAGGGGCGUUCUGCCACGACGUGGUUCUCGACCCCCAGCUGGACUCAUGGCUGCCCACUGAGGAGGCUUUGCGCUCCCUGAGCCGAGGGGCCCAGCAGCUGAUCCACCAGAACCUGGUGUGGGAGCCCCUGGAGGUGGCGCCCCCUGUGGCCCUGGAGGUCUUCUCUCACAGCAGGUUCAAACAAGAGGAGGUCGAGAAGAUGGCGGCGGAGUCCCCUCAAGGCAACGUCACGCUGUACAGAUGCGGGGACCACGUUCUGCUGAGUGCGGGCCCCCUGGUGGCCCGGACGGGGCUCUGCAACCAGUACGAGGUGACGGCGGUUCACAGCCUGGGCUCCGGGCCCGGUGGCCUCCAGCGCAGGGUGCAGGGCCUCUCGCUGCCCCUCCAGCUGCAGGCACACCACACGGUGUGGAGGAAGCUGAGGGCGAGGGCGGAGAAGCAGGUCAGAGAUGAUGAGCCGAUCGCUUUUAUCUGCUUUUCCUUUGCUCACUUAAGUGUAGUGUUCUUCAUUCAUGUUGUUCAUUGGUUUGCUAUUAAAGCUAGAUCGACAAAUCAGUCGCAUGCCCAUGAUAGACCUCGGGAGUUGUACAUGAUGGACCCAAAACCCUUCUUAUGGGAGUCCAACCCCUAAACCACGACAACUUCCAUUCACCUUCUUAAAAUCACAUUGUAAAGCGUCCUCGAGUUUGCUAGGCGCUAUUUAAAGGGGACAUAUUAUACCACCAGGUUUGACUGUGAUUAGCUA
This is a messenger RNA of Gadus morhua (Atlantic cod), 752 nucleotides long. RefSeq names its product mitochondrial ribosomal protein L39 (gene mrpl39). Gene Ontology annotation, molecular function: nucleotide binding; RNA binding. Lineage: Eukaryota; Metazoa; Chordata; Actinopteri; Gadiformes; Gadidae. Gene Ontology annotation, cellular component: mitochondrion. The record is from RefSeq and is a predicted model, not a curated record.